AUGGUGCCGGUGGGCGGUGUAUUCGUAGCUGUGGUCGUUAGGCUGAUAGCUACUCCCACCGACCGCAAAAUCCUCCUUUCCAGUCCGCCCCCGUCCCUACCACCUGCUCUCUUGCUCUACGGUCGCGAUGAAUUCAUUCAGGAUGCUGUUGGCAAAAUCCUACAAAGAUCCGAGGUCAAGAAACACGUAGCCAUCAGAGCUGGCCCUGGAAUGGGCAAAACUGCAGCCGCCACUGGAAUCAUGCACCAUCCUCGUAUCGUUCAACAUUUUGGGAACGCACGUCACUGGGUUGAUUGCCAUGAAGCAUCUGAUAUUCUAGAUGACUUGAAGGCCCAAAAGCUCCUGGAUUUCAUUACUCACAGCCUUGACCUCGAUCUCACGGCGUUAAGUGACAGCCGCAAGAAUAUCAAAUAUUUCCUGGACAAUAAUGAUGUCCCCCGUAUCAUUGUACUAGACAACUUUGAAACCGUGUGGGAGCCUCCCAGCGCACAGAAAGAGACUGAGGGCGUCUUGACAUUCUUAGCCCGGUUCCCUCGGCUCACAAUUAUCAUUACAACUCGCAAUGCUCAUGAUCCCGCCACCCAUCGUGGUGUAUUGUGGCACCAGUUUGAGUCCAUCCAACCACUAUCAUUAAAUGCAUCAAGAAUGCUGUUCACGAGCCUGUCUCCCAGCAAAUCUAUUGACAGUCGCCUUGAUGCUCUCCUUCGUGCAGUUAAUUACAUCCCUCUACCUAUCGUCCUCAUGGCAUCAUCUGCACAAGAACACUACACGACUUCGAUGAUCCUGGAAAUUUGGAACCGUGGCCUAUCCAAACACAAUAUCAAUGAGAGCCAGCCCAACUAUGAUGAUAGUGAUCCCUUGAACAAGCUCGACCACUCCGUUGCCAUUUCCCUUAACGGUCCUUUGAUAAAAUCCAACCCAAAAGCUCCUGAGCUCCUCCGUAUUAUUGCAGGUCUACCUGGAGGAAUUGGACGCAAGAAUCUCCAGAGAAUUGUUCCACUGAUUGAUGAUGUUGACCGUGUGGCAGCAGUCCUUAUCCGAACCUCCCUGUUAAUGAAUUCUCCUGAUGUUCUGCAAAUGCAUUCUACAAUCCGUUACCACAUGCUUCGCAAUUAUCCCCUCAAUGCCUCCUACAAGGAGGGCGUUGAGGCAUUCUACUUCCAGCUGAUCCAUAAUGCGAGAGGCAAUCCAGGAACUCAAGGUUUCAUAGAACAUAUUCGCAAUCUCUCUGAAGAAGAAACCAACGCCGAAACACUUCUUCUAGAUGCUUUGGAGCACAAUUUUAGCACCUCAGUUUCGAUCUCCCUGGAUUACUCCAACUACCUCACAUGGAACGUACCGCGCCUAGAUGUACCCAAGAAGACUUUGGAACUGGUAAGAACUUAUCAGCAGCUGAGAGAUGCAGAUUCAUGGCUGCCCCUUGCCCUGCUACGCCUUGGAACAGUAUAUUUCAGACUAAAUGAUUUCCCUAAAGCAAUUGAGGCUUUACAGGAAGCUCUGGGUCUGUACGAAAAGCUCAAUGACUUGAAUUGGGUUGCCCAAGCUCAGUUUCUACUCGCAGAUAUUGCCCGCCUUCGAGGUGAACACGCUGUUGCUUUUCAAUUAUUUUCCGAGGCAUACAAACGUUUUGAAGAUGUGGAUGAUGCUCGUAACAUGGCUGCUUGCCUCCGCGGGACAGGGAUCACUUACUUCCUGGUUGAUCGUCGCCCGGAGGCACUGGACACGAUCUCAACGGCGCAAAAGACAUGUUCACCUGAAGAUUACACCUGCAUCACCGACUGUGAACGCGAAUUGGGAAGGAUAUACAGAGUUGACAACCAGACGGAGUCAAUCAGGUUGUCUGCAAAGGCAAGGGACUACUAUCUGGUUCACGGCCCUCAGAGGCAUGCCUCGAUUGCUCUAUAUCAGAAAUCAGUCGCCCUAUAUUUGCAGGGAUACUACAACGAGGCAGAGGUUGGACUCGACGACGCAUUUCAAGAAUUUAAGUCCUCAAGGAAUGACGGGCAGAUGGGUUACUGUGUCUUCCACCUUGCUGAACUGAAUAAGAUGCGAGGAACCUACCGCAAUGGACUGGAACUGUACCGCCGUUCCGAAACCAUGUUUGAACACAUGCAAGGAAACAAGUUCAUGGUUGGCCUCUCUCUUAGAGGGCAAGCUGAACUAUACGCCAAGCUUUGCCAGCCAGACAAAGCAAGGCAGGUAUAUAACAGUGCCCACACCCUUAUGAAGGAGCUAGAUGUAAUCGACGAAGCAACAGUCGCAAAUGACAUUCAGAACAUAGAUGUCAUCUGUGAUCCCGCCAUAUGGCGUCGUAAUGUGAUUUUCAAGCAUCUUCCCUUGUUCCUCGCGUGCAUGGUCAUAUGCUUGCUACUUGUCCGGAGGCAGUGGCGUUAUCCGAAGAAAAAACAGCUGCAAGAUAGGUCUCUGGAGCUAGGGCAACAAGGAUAG
Messenger RNA from Laccaria bicolor S238N-H82, 2448 nucleotides. RefSeq lists its product as uncharacterized. The transcript has a single exon. Gene Ontology annotation, molecular function: protein binding. The coding region runs from base 1 to 2448 and encodes 815 amino acids. Lineage: Eukaryota; Fungi; Basidiomycota; Agaricomycetes; Agaricales; Hydnangiaceae. The record is from RefSeq and is a predicted model, not a curated record.